AUGUACUCCGCAUGGAACUACGACGAGACCAACGUGAACGCGAACAGGCCCAAGGCCGUGGUCGGGCGCGCGCAGCAGGAGAGGGACAGGAAGACGAACGCUAUUGAGCUCACGAACAACAUCAGGAGGCAGUUCGAGUCCGAGUUGCCGCCCAUAGCCGCGUCCGAGCUCCUGUCCAUGGCCUUCAGGCAGAGGGGCAUUCCGUGCAUGGACAUGUUCACGUACCUGGUCGUCGGCAAGUUCAGGACGGGCUUGGGCCACGAUGCUCACGUGGACGGGCACGAAAGAAAGUUCAUGCCCCUGAUCAGGUGGGAGUGCCCGGACGUGGUCGGCACCCUGUGGACGAUCGAGCCCGUGGCGUCGAGCUUCAUCAUGAGGGGGAACAGCACCGACUGCGAGACUGCGCUCAGGACCUACGAGGGGGAGCUAGAGGUGAUCGACGCCAUGUCCAUGACUACCACCGCGACCUCGGCGAGGAUGGGCAACGAGCUCAGGGGCAGGUGGGCCGGCUGGAUCUUGUCCAGGGCCGCGGCUGACGACGGGGGUUACACCGACUCCGUGUGCGUGAGCUGCAACAUGAGCUCGAGCUUGUUCGCGUUCAGCACCCAGAUCAAGGGCGGCAACUUGAUCCACUUCGCCAUGACGGCCGAGACUGUGACCCUGGUUGCGACCUACGCCAAGACCAUGCAGUCGUCGCUGGGUGUGACCGCGUCCCUGAGGCUGGACGAGUCCACGAAGCUGAAGGUGCAGCCCAGGGCGAGUACGAACAGGUCCACGUGCCUGAGGUUGUUCGGGAACGGAUCCAUGCAGAUCUGCGGGUCUCCGACUGACAUCGAGUUGCUGGUCUCGGCCACGUUUUCGAUCUCCAGGAACACCACCCCGAUGCUGCCCUCGGUCCUGAUCGGCAUCCUAUUCCUGAUCUCGAUGGUGCCCACGUAUGACUCCCUGACGGCGGUCAGACACGUGGACAUGUUCCUCUUGUAG
This is a messenger RNA of Saxophila tyrrhenica, 984 nucleotides long. RefSeq lists its product as uncharacterized. Bases 1 to 984 code for a protein of 327 amino acids. The transcript is spliced from 2 exons. NCBI's taxonomy places the organism in Eukaryota, Fungi, Ascomycota, Dothideomycetes, Mycosphaerellales, Extremaceae. The record is from RefSeq and is a predicted model, not a curated record.